This is a messenger RNA of Nicotiana attenuata, 1914 nucleotides long. RefSeq lists its product as uncharacterized. Bases 1 to 1914 code for a protein of 637 amino acids. The record is from RefSeq and is a predicted model, not a curated record. The transcript has 3 exons. Lineage: Eukaryota; Viridiplantae; Streptophyta; Magnoliopsida; Solanales; Solanaceae.
AUGUUGAGGCCAAUUGAGUCGAAAUUGCCAAAUCCUCCUCCAAAGAAUCUUGAUUACUCUUUGAGAUGUGAAUAUUGUUCUGGUACACCGGGGCAUGAUACGGAGAAGUGCUGGCACCUGAAAAAUGCCAUCCAGGAGCUCAUUGACACAAACUGGAUUGAAGUCCAAACUCCGGAGACACCCAACAUCAAGCAGAACCCAUUGCCAACCCAUGAAGAAACAAACAUGAUCGAGAUAGUACACAAGGGGGGUGAGCCCAAGAAGCCCUCACAGUCCGUCAUGAUGAUUCAGUCCAGUGAGGCUAAGCUAGUCAAAAAACCAAUGGUUGAAGGAUCAGUGAACAAGUUGAGCAUGAAAAACGGUGAGCCAUCUGUGAUAGUCAAGAAAGGAUCCCCAAAUGAUGCUGUAGCAAAGAAAGAUAAGUCAAAAGUGGUUGUGCCAGGUUUGGCAAACAAGCCUAUCGUGAUUGUAGAUGGUGCCCGUACGGACUUUCUCAUCAUCAAGCCCGUAACCCAGUUGCCGGCAGUCAACACCAAGGAUAUCCCAUGGAGCUACAAACGGGUGAUAGUGACCUACAGGGGAAAGGAAGUGAAAGAAAAAGUGAAUGAGGCCCAAGGACUAACUCGUUUGGGGAGAUGCUUUGCCCGGGAAGAGUUAAGAAAAGCCAAAACACCCAGAGAUAACCCAGUUCUAGUAAAGAAAGCAGUCACUAAGGAAGAAGCGGAGGAAUUUUUGAGAAAAAUGAAGGUACAAGAUUUCUCCAUCAUGGAGCAGCUGAGAAAGACGCCCGCUCAGAUUUCCAUGUUGUCAUUGUUGAUCUAUUCGGAUGAGCAUCGUCGGGCCCUGAUGAAAAUCCUGAACGAAGCUCAUGUCCCCGACAAAAUUUCAGUGAACUAUUUGGAAAAGAUCGCCAACAAAAUAUUCGAGGUGAACAAGGUCACUUUCUCUGAUGACGAAUUGCCUGUGGAAGGUACUGAACACAACAGAGCUCUCUAUCUGACGGUAAAAUGUGAAGAUUCUGUGGUCACCAGGGUGCUAGUUGACAAUGGUUCCAGCGCAAGCAUUUUCCCUCUCUCUACUCUGAACAAGCUGAAAGUUGAUGAUGAGUGGAUUCACAAGAACAACAUACGCGUCCGAGGUUUUGACGGUGGAGGGAAAGACUCGAUGGUCAAGUUUGAGUGGGAUAGACAGGAGAUCGUCGUGCAUGGCGAAGAAAAUUUGUGUGCUCACAGUGAUGCCUCCAUCCCCUUUAUUGAGGCUGAAGAUGACAAAGGGCCUUGGGUCUACCAAGUUUUUGAAACAGUGCCAGUCGAAAAGUUUCCAGAAGGGAAAUGUGUUCCAACUCCAAAGAUGGCCUCUGCAUCCGUCAUGGUGGCCUCUAAAAUGCUGAAAAACAGCUUUGUGCUAGGUAAUGGUCUGGGUGCAUCCCUGCAGGGUAUCAUACAGCCGGUUUCCCUCCCUGAAAAUUUUGGUACAUUCGGUCUUGGAUUCAAACCUAUAGCGGCAGAUGUAAAAAGGCCUAAAAGGUUGAAACGGAAGGCGUGGGCAUUUCCAAAGCCUAUCCCACGUCUCUCACGGUCUUUUGUUAAGCCCGGUGCCAGGAAACGCCCAGUGACAACAGUUCCAAGUUCUGUGGUUGACAUUGAUGAAGAGUUAAUUGAAAGGUUCCAAAGGUUGUUUGAUAAUGUGAACAUGGUAGACGUUGGAGAAGUAAAGUUCAGGCAUAUUACAAGGAUCCAUAAUGAGGUUGCCGAUGCUUUGGCUACCUUAGCGUCAAUGUUGCACCAUCCGAACAAAGCUUAUGUCGACCCUCUGCAUAUUCAAGUUCGUGAUCAGCAUGCCUAUUGUAAUUUGGUUGAGGAAGAACUUGACGGUGAACCGUGGUUCCAUGGCAUAAGGAGUACAUCAGAAUGA